AUUCCAGAACACGGCAAACGUUGAUACACCCAUUUAUUACGAAGGCAGCUUUUGGUUCGUACGGACGUGUUUGCUUCAGUAAUAGUAGUGUUACCGUGUAAGUGUGUCUCCCAGUUCAACUCCAACGAACCUACAGCUGAAGAAGAAGCCUUCAAGUCAUCUUUAUAUUUUUUUAAUAUUUCUCUACACACUUGAAACCGUCAUGGAUCCCGAAAUCGAAGACAUGGAUGCUCAUCUUCCCGUUCAACCGAGCAUCUUUUCUUUCCCGAGCGAUACGCUAACCAAUUUGGCUAGAAGUACUACUCCCCAUCGAACGAACACGAAAACACCUACCGAUGCAAGCGAACCAAUGGGACGGAGUCGUUCCAGGGCCCGUUCACAGUCCCGUCGACGUCGGAUGGCUAUGCAGCAAUCCAAAGCUGCUCAACAACGGGAAGCGGAAUCGGAAACUUCACCGAUGCGUCAACGGCGAGGACGAAGCCGAUCACGAUCAGCUGCCAAGAGUCGUACCGGAAGUUCCCGAAGCCAAUCGCGUCGUCGCAGUCGUAGCCGUGCAUCGUCCCGUUCACGAACUCGCGCCCGUUCGGCUCGUGCUCGUUCGCGUAGUGCAAAGCGUACCAGCCGUAGUCGGCGGCGCUGAAGAGUGUGUUCGUUCGCACCGCAACUCGAAAGAGAAAAAUUUCCACAUUUUUGUCCUGUUUUUUUUUUUCUUUUUUUUCACCACAUUCGAGUUCUGAAGGAGUGCUUAAAUUUUAUGCAUCCUAGUUUGCGUAGGCUAAAUUGCAAAUGUAAUAUUACAAACCAGCAGUAAAUUUUCGAUUACUUCACAAA
Anopheles funestus (African malaria mosquito) is the source of this 831-nucleotide messenger RNA. Its product is annotated as serine/arginine-rich splicing factor 2-like. Lineage: Eukaryota; Metazoa; Arthropoda; Insecta; Diptera; Culicidae. Bases 203 to 640 code for a protein of 145 amino acids. The record is from RefSeq and is a predicted model, not a curated record. The transcript is spliced from 2 exons.